AUGCUUCAUGUCAUUGAGUCCUCCAGCGAGGUUCUUGUGUCUCUGCUGCAGGAUCUGAGGGACAUGCAGGAACGGCCACACUGUGUCCUGAUCGAGGCGCCCAGGGUCCUGGUGAUGUCACAUGACCUUCCCAGCAGGUUGUUCCAGCAGUGGAGCUACAAGGUGCUGAAUGUGCAGGCCAGGGUGGGUGGGAUGCUGAGUAGAGACGGGCCAGAGGAGGAGGAGGAGGACACAGACACACUGGUCAGCACCGCCCUGUCUAUGCUGCUCAAGCUGGGGAAUCACCUCCUCAAAGCCACCAAGGGGUCAAAGAUGCCCCCGGGCUCUGUUCUGGAUGAAGUACCAGAGAUGAUAGUCCCCCAGGAUAUCCUGGUUCAGCUCCUGUCCAGAGGAGACCUUCUGAGCCCCCAGCAGUACCUGCAGGCCUACCACACCCCUCUCCACAUCCUCAUGGACUCUGGUCUCUGCAUGUAG
Salvelinus namaycush (lake trout) is the source of this 474-nucleotide messenger RNA. RefSeq names its product testis-expressed protein 47. The record is from RefSeq and is a predicted model, not a curated record. NCBI's taxonomy places the organism in Eukaryota, Metazoa, Chordata, Actinopteri, Salmoniformes, Salmonidae. The transcript is spliced from 5 exons. The coding region runs from base 1 to 474 and encodes 157 amino acids.